Messenger RNA from Bufo bufo (common toad), 2393 nucleotides. It is a transcript of the gene MTFR1, whose product is annotated as mitochondrial fission regulator 1. Lineage: Eukaryota; Metazoa; Chordata; Amphibia; Anura; Bufonidae. The record is from RefSeq and is a predicted model, not a curated record. Gene Ontology annotation, biological process: mitochondrial fission; aerobic respiration. Gene Ontology annotation, cellular component: mitochondrion. The transcript is spliced from 10 exons. The coding region runs from base 326 to 1330 and encodes 334 amino acids.
CUCACUGUGCCGGGUGUCGCAGCGUGGACGUCCAAGUUGCCGCCGCUGAAGCUGACGCGGGGGACGAUCCGUUCUGCGUGCGCUGUCACCGGGGAGAAGACACGUGACCUGGCCGAGACAUCACUGCGCAACCGAAGCUGGCGGCAGUUAUAGAGAUGACAUUGGUGGUAUAUGCUUCAGGGAUCGUGCCACCACUGGAAAUGUCCUGCUGAGACUGUCCCCGGAGAGCGUCCAGACUGGUUAAGCUUGACUAUGGAACAGCAGCCUCCCAGCACUCCCCGGCUGUUUAUGCAGUGCUCUCUGCGGGACCCUUUAGUGCUGUCCGAUGCUGCACUGGCUUUUACGUCUGGUUAGGAUGGUUCUGCAGCAAGUAACCCGCAACAUGGAAUCGGCACUUUGGUCUGGAAAAUCAUAUGGAUCAUCUCGGAGUAUAGUCCGAAAAAUUGGCUCCAAUCUCUCCAUCAUACAGUCACCGAGAGUUCACUUCCAGCUCAUUCCGUAUCCUGUAGCACUAAAUGGCAGCAGUCCAAAUGGAGCCGUAGCUUCAUUUGCCGAUGUGGGAUGGCUCGCAGACGACGAGGGAGAAGCCUUUGCGAGACUGAGGACGCAGAAUAAUUUGAAGCAUCAUCUCUCACUGGAGGACGACGUCGCUCUCUUUGACAGACCGAUACGCAGACAAGUAUCUUUGCCUGUGCUGUUGAAGGAAGGACCAGAGGUCAAACCCCAGCCAGUGGCCAAUGAAGCUCUGCAGAAGAUCAGUGCGCUGGAAAGUGAACUUGCCAACUUAAGAGCCCAGAUAGCUAAGAUUGUUACCAUCCAGGAGCAGCAAAAUGUGGCAGCAGUGUCUAGUCCUCCAGCUGUGGUUGUUCCCGGAGCACCUCCUGCGUGUGCACCGCCACCUCCACCCCCGCCCCCACCACCACCUCCUAUCCCUGCUCUUCAUCGGAGUAUCUCCGCUAUUGAUCUCAUUAAAGAGAGAAAAGGAAAGCGAGGCAGUUCAGAAACCACAGUGAUUGACAGCACGCCAAAGAAGCCUGAAAUCCCAAGCAUGUUGGAUGUCCUUAAAGACAUGAACAGAGUAAAGUUGCGCUCAGUUAAAAGGAGUGAAGAACCUAAACCCAGUGAUCCUGCUGAUCCUGCCACUCUCAUUGCAGAAGCUUUAAAAAAGAAGUUUGCCUACAGAUAUAGAAGUGACAGUUAUGGGGAAUCGGACGAAAAAAGUCUUCCUAAAGUGGAGCACAAAAAGGUCACAGAAACUCCACUGUUUGGACCUCACAUGCUGAAAUCAACAGGGAAAAUGAAGAGCCUUAUUGAGUCUUCAAAUUCAUGACACCACAGAUUUGGGGCUCUUCUAGUUCACAACUGACUCUUCUAACCAGGGCUGUCAGUAUUUAUAGUGAUGGUGGAAGUGCAAUGGGUCAUUCCCCGAAGGGACCCUGUGAACUGCUCACAAUCUGAUGGAACACUAAGUCUUGCAAGAUAGAAUUGUAGUACAUAGUAACUACAUGAUGGAGUACUAGCAAUGUAUUUAUAAAGGUUUUGGUACUAUGGCUUGAGAACGAGAGUCAUAUUGUAUAUUGCUGCUGGUCUGUUGUAGACGGGUCUCCCACCCUUCACUUCAAAGAGGCACUUUAUAUUGAUGGGUAGGUAAUCCAGUCUGCUGAUAUGUCAUAGAAGGUCACAUUGGCUCACCACUGAUUUUCUGGUUCGUUACUGGAAAUCUGAUGCAAGCAUCAUUAAUGUGGUCCUUUUAUGUCUGAUUUCCAAUAACAGAAGUCUCGGAGCAGUGACAAAGGGGGGGGGGGGGUAUAACGCAUUCUGUAGAGCCCAUUCCUUCUGGAAAUCACUGAUUGUAAUCUAACUAAUGUGAUCUAAUACAUGUGACACAUUAGAAGAUCAUUUUGUAUGUAUUUCCCUUUGAAGUGUUUUCCAGUAACUGUGUUUAACUGGUUACCAGGAUCUUCAGAUGUCGCUCUGGAACUGCUUGGUAAUUUAUUUAUUUUUAUUCUUAAAGGCGUUCUCCAGGAUUUACAUAUUGAUGCCCUCAGGGCUGUGGAGUCAGUAAGCCAAAGCCCCGACUCCCACUCCCUCAUACAUGGUGCAUGUUUAAGCGAUAAUUUAAACUUUUUUUGUGUUUCUGUAUUUCUAAAUUUGAGUUGCUAGAAAACAGUUUUCCCCCUUAUAUCCUAUGUAUAGCAUAUAAAAGCCAUCAGAGCAGCUAACCUCUCCAAACAUGAGCUCAGAGGAGCAAACUAAAACAUAAAGCAUAGAGAGAGAACAUGAACUGGACAAAUGAUUUAUGUGCAGUUUAUUGAAAGUUUAGAUAUACUAAGAAGUAGCCUUAAAGAGGUUUUCUCACUGGUUGACAGGCAGUUUGCACUCACUCUGUCUCC